Molecule: messenger RNA, 1123 nt
Organism: Quercus robur (English oak)
Lineage: Eukaryota; Viridiplantae; Streptophyta; Magnoliopsida; Fagales; Fagaceae
Product: protein PLANT CADMIUM RESISTANCE 2-like
Exons: 4
Coding region: 199-915 (238 amino acids)
Source: RefSeq, a predicted model, not a curated record
CUUUUUCAUCGAAAGACUUGACCAUUGGACUUUUAGCUACCUCGAACUGAAUUUCCUACUCAUAUCCUGGAUGGUUCUACGUAAUCACACCGCAAUUUACAAACAUUUGCUUUAGUCCUCUUCAAUCUUCACUUAUAGAAGUCCUCUUCACCCUUCUUCUGCUCAGCUCUCGCUAACAUCUUAAUCGACUCUCCGAUCAUGUAUUCAACAAACUCAAAUGUUUAUCAACAGUACUCUCAAGCCCCAAAUCCAUUCGGCCAAACCACCACCACUGGUGUCCCGGUGAGCUCCACAGGCCGAUACUAUGAAACUUCCCAACCAGCUGCGUUUCAUGUUCAGUCCUCUACAAACCCAAACUCCUAUGACAAGUACUCCCACGCGCCGCCUUCUUUCGACCAAGAGGCCGCCAGUAACGGUGUCCCAGUGAGCUCCACCAGCCAAUUCUAUGAGGCUUCACAGCCUGCAACUCCGUUUCUUGUUCAGUCCAAAGCUCGAGUGCCUUGGUCAACUGGUCUCUGUGACUGCUUCUCGGAUUACAAAAAUUGUUGCUUGACUAUGUGGUGUCCGUGUAUUACUUUUGGUCGAAUUGCAGAGAUUGUGGAUAAAGGAUCCUCAUCUUGUGGUGCUGGUGGAGCCCUUUACACACUAAUUUGUUGUGUGGUUUGUUGUCCUUGCUUCUACUCGUGCUUCUAUCGAUCAAAAAUGAGGCAACAAUACACCUUGGAGAAAAGUCCUUGUGGGGAUUGCUUGGUUCAUUGUUGCUGUGAAUCAUGUGCCUUGUGCCAAGAGUAUCGUGAGCUCGAAAGCCGUGGAUAUGACAUGAAGAUUGGUUGGCACGGAAAUGUGGAGCGCCGUAAUCGGGGUGUCACCAUGGCCUCAACCGCUCCCGUGGUGGAAGGAGGCAUGACCCGGUAGGGUGCAUCAAUAUACGAGAUCUACAGUGGUUGACUUAAUUAAGUAGCAAAUAUGUAUUAAUAUUUUUUUUUUAAUAGAGUUAUGUUAUUCUUAUGCUUGAAACAGUGUUUUGAACGAAAAAAAUCAUUCCCAGCAGCAUUCAAACCUAACCGAGGGUGCACAUGUAAUUAUGCAUUUACUAGAAUAUAGAUGAACUCGUUUGUGAUUA